AUGAGCGCGGCCGGUUCGCGUCGCGUGCAUUCCUCUCGUGGCAGAAGAACUCAUCCCUCACAGGCUGUGGAGGGAAAGAAGCCGUCAGGAAGCGUCACCCGGCUUCCCAGCAUUCGCAACUCCGCCCCCCGUGGCGGUCGUUCGCGUUCCUCCAUCAGCGAAGCCGGGAAGCAGAGGCGGGUGCAGCGGGAUGCGGAGCUUAUUUUGGCGGAGUGUCUUUGGCACUUGUGUGGUGAAAAUGCGGAGGAGACGAUGAACAACGUUCUUGCCGUCGUGAAUAUGCGACGUAGCGGUGCGCUUGAGCCGCGAAAAGGGUUGCCUUUAUGGCAGCGCGUGCAGGCCAUUGUGGUGGUUGCCAAUCAAGAGGGAGUCCGGCGUAUUCAGAUGGCGAUUCCGUGUGAAAAGGUGCUGUUUUUCUUUGAUAGUUCGCUGCGUUUGUUGGAAUUGCCGUCAAAGAUCUCUUGCCCUUUGCGACAGGACGAAUUUGCCUCGCUCCCGUCACUGCGCAAGUAUCUUGUUGGGGCAACUCUGAACAACAAGGCAUUUCUGCAGAAAGUGGCAGGGGAUCCGGCUCAUGUCGUCGUGCAGACACUCCUGCAUUCCCUCAAAGAGCAGCGAGCCGCGUUUUCCACCAUGACGCUUUACAAUUUGGCGGUUGUUAUGGUGGCGGUGCAGCGGUUUGAGCUUGCCAGCCAUUUUAUUGCCUGCUGCAGCGAGUUGAUCGAGGUGUGUUUGCGCAUCGACAUAUCGGGAUGCAAAGAGGUUCAGCCCCUUUACAAUGCAUACAUUGUAAACAUUGCCAAACAUGCCAUCACGUGCCACCACUUAGUUGCAGCGCUCGCCGCGUGGUGCAGAAUGCGUGACGUGGAAAUGUAUCACUGCCAGCUUGCUGUGUGCUGUGCUCAACGUUUUAUUGACCCCAAAAGUCUUCUUGCCAUUCGCUGCAAGCAACGACUGUUGGCAGCCAGGGAUGGAAGCAGCGCAUUGAUGAUGAGUGAAAAUGAGCCACCGCGACUGCCAAUGCUCACAGACGAUUUAUCUCUUGUGUCAGAUCCUCUUUUUAUUGUGCUACUGGAGCGGGUGGAGAAGAUUCAGGUACCGUCGAGGCUUGAAAACUACAUGUCCCAAUUGAUGUCGCGUCGAGGGCCACUUGCCUCUUGCAAGCUCGGGUUUCUGCCGCCAAUCAAAAAGGGGCGGCAGCGCUCGCCUGGAACAAAGCGAGUUCCCACUCCCGGAAGAAAACGCACUCCGACAUCGCGAGAGCGUUCGCCCAUGCAGAGGAGAGUCAUGUCAAGUUCCGGUAGAAGAAGCCAACCGAAAUCAGGAGAAAAAUCAGAAAUUUCCAUCAGUACGACUGCAGUGAUGGAAUCAUUUAAAAAGGAGCGGGCCGCCACACCACCGAGAGACGAAGCCGUAUUUUCCAUGAGGCCCAGCUCAAGACCGGGGUUUCCAGCCCUCAUCACACUUGUACCCAAGACAGCGUUUUACUGCUACAAGCACCUGCGGAAGGAACUGCGUCAGUUAAUGCGCGAGCUUGGCGAUCAUGUAAGUUAUGAGACGACAGCGACGACGAACCUAACAGAGGGCCGGGAAUCAUUGGGAGGGAUAAGUAUUCAUGAAAGCAUCAUCUCUGAGAGCAAGGUGGUUUCACCGAAUCCUAAAACUUACAUGCAAAUCAUGGAUAGGAAGCUGCGAUUUCUGUCGAGGGUUUUCCCAGAUGAAGAUUUUGAAAGAAAAAAACUCGCAAUUGUUAUUAUACAGAGUUUCUGGCGAGGAGCCGUUGACCGUCGUGAAUGUCGCCGACUCCAGUCAAUGGUACAUGAGACUACCAUCAGGCGUGAGGCCGCUGAGAUCAUUCAGCGUGCAUUUCGCAACCACUGUGCUACUCGAGAGUGCAUACGGAAAAAGAAGGAACUUAGAGCACAUCGAAUUGUUGUGCAGCGGGUGACGCUUAUUCAGCGUUAUCUGUAUCAGAAGAACAGCGUGGAAAAAACUGGGGGGAAAAAAGUCAUUUUAAUUAAACGAGCCAUUGCUGAAAUAUUGGAAGCACGUCGGAGAAACGCUGCUGCCAUUCGUUUACAGUCAUUUUGGCGUAUGUGCACUGUGUGGAUGUGGCUUCGUCGUGUUGUGGCAGCGACUAGGAAGAUUCAGUGUGUAUUGAGAGGGCACAGGGGAAGAGUCAGGGCGAGGGAGAGACGUGUCUACGUCCGCUUGGAGGAGCAGAAGCGGAUAGCCAGGCACACUAUGGCUGCUCGGCCCAUUCAGGCGUGGUGGAGAAAUGUGUUGUUGCUUCGUGCGUGCAAAGCCAUUUUGACGCGCAGACAACGCGAUGUCAUGGUGUACCUGGAAGAAAUAGAGGAAAAAUUUAAUGUAGAGUGGGAGCGCAUCAAGCACCUCCCCAACGUGGAGCUCUGCAUACUGAAAAUAUUGGCUGUGCUCCGAGGCUUCCACUGCCGUGUGGAAAUUGCAUGGCAACGGAAACGCAUGCACAUUCUUCGUCGCUUUUUUCUGUGCAUUUUAUGGAAAAAACGAGAACAACGACGCCUAAAGUGCCUACGGGAGGAGCGGCAGGGAUCUCGCAUGUUGCGGCGUCGGCGGGAGGAGGUGUUGGAUGCGGUUCUCCGUAUACAAUGUGCUGCUCGCCGUUGGUUGGCCUCUCGAGUACGAAGCGUUUUGUGGGCGGAGUUGCAGAGCAAGCAUCAUCAGGCCCGCGUUAUCCAGCGCACAUAUCGACGUCAUGUGGGUCGACGGUGGAUUCGUGCCCUAAAGGAGGAAGCGAGGCUUGAGGAGGAAAAGCGCAUGGUGGGUCAGAUAAUCCAUUACAGUGCCUCUAAGAUUCAAGCCACCUGGCGCAUGUAUAUUGAGAGACGCUCCCAGGCGGAGUACCUGCGCUUUCUUCUCUGGGAACGCCAUAUACUCUCGUCUCGCAUCCAAAGGGCCUGGCGUGCGCACAAGGCUCGUCUUCAAUCCCAUUGGCGGCGCCUUCACGAAGAAGAUACGCAUCGUCAUUUCCAAGAGAGACAGUAUCGGCUGAUGGCCGUGAUUCGCAUCCAGUCUGUUGUACGCAUGUUUCUUGCGCGUCAAAAACUGUUGCAUGCAGGAGUGAGGCUGCGACCCACCCCGGCGUUUUUGAAUUGGUGUGCACAGCGAAUACAGUGCGCGUGGCGCCGUUACGCCGCCUACGAGUAUGUGCAGCAGCUCCGUUUUUCGCGUUCUUACUACGAUCAGCAGAAGAUAAAUAUGGAGUCGUUGUAUACUUAUGCGACAAUGAUCCAAUCUUUGGUGCGGGCUAAAAUUCUGAACGUGCGGCGUGUUGCGGCUCGUCUCCUCGAGGUGGAAAAUGACGAUGAGGACCACAAAAGGAAGCGGGAGGCGGCAAUGCGAUCGUAUUACGCCGCCAUCACCACACAGCAGAAAGGGAGGCUUUUGGAAGAUUUUCUCAGGCCACAACCAGCAACGCCGACGUCAUCCGUGACGACGGAGGGAGUUGCAUCUUCCCCAGCGGAUGCAGGGCCUGAGGACUCCCAGGAAGAUGGCGAGAGGCUGGCAGAGGAGCUUGUGCAGCUGGUCCAGCGCUGUGGUCGUGGUGCCCUGGCGCGUCGCAGCAUGUUUUCCGUGCUCUCUGACACCCCGCGAUGGAAGGCGGCCGUGGAUAUACAGCGUGUGUGGCGCGGCUACUGUUCGCGACAGCUCGUGGAGGUGUACUAUGAGUUUUUUGUGGAGGAAGUGAGGACGGAAGGCGACAGAAGCGAAAAGGGGGGAAACAUGGAAAAUGUAGAGGAGUUUGUCAAUUCACAACCAGCAACGCCGACGUCAUCCGUGACGACGGAGGGAGUUGCAUCUUCCCCAGCGGAUGCAGGGCCUGAGGACUCCCAGGAAGAUGGCGAGAGGCUGGCAGAGGAGCUUGUGCAGCUGGUCCAGCGCUGUGGUCGUGGUGCCCUGGCGCGUCGCAGCAUGUUUUCCGUGCUCUCUGACACCCCGCGAUGGAAGGCGGCCGUGGAUAUACAGCGUGUGUGGCGCGGCUACUGUUCGCGACAGCUCGUGGAGGUGUACUAUGAGUUCCCUGCGGAGGAAGAGGGGACUGAAGGCGACAGAAGCGAAAAGGGGGGAAACAUGGAAAAUGUAGAGGAGUUUGUCAAUUCACAACCAGCGAUACCGACGUCAUCCGUGACGACGGAGGGAGUUGAGGGAGUUGAGGGAGUUGCAUCUUCCCCAGCGGAUGCAGGACCUGAGGACUCCCAGGAAGAUGGCGAGAGGCUGGCAGAGGAGCUUGUGCAGCUGGUCCAGCGCUGUGGUCGUGGUGCCCUGGCGCGUCGCAACAUGUUUUCCGUGCUCUCUGACACCCCGCGAUGGAAGGCGGCCGUGGAUAUACAGCGUGUGUGGCGCGGCUACUGUUCGCGACAGCUCGUGGAGGUGUACUAUGAGUUUUUUGUGGAGGAAGUGAGGACGGAAGGCGACAGAAGCGAAAAAGGGGGAAGCGCGUAA
This is a messenger RNA of Trypanosoma cruzi, 4485 nucleotides long. RefSeq lists its product as uncharacterized. Lineage: Eukaryota; Euglenozoa; Kinetoplastea; Trypanosomatida; Trypanosomatidae. The record is from RefSeq and is a predicted model, not a curated record. Gene Ontology annotation, molecular function: protein binding. Gene Ontology annotation, biological process: mitotic cell cycle; establishment of meiotic spindle localization; spindle organization. The transcript has a single exon. Gene Ontology annotation, cellular component: spindle pole. The coding region runs from base 1 to 4485 and encodes 1494 amino acids.